AUGCCUCCAAAAUUAACCCCACAUCAAUUUUCGAGAGGUCUUGCUUAUGUGAAGCAGGUACCCACUUUCCUUCAAGGAUUAGUCGACGAUGAUGACGACGGAGCGGAAACGUCAGACAAGCUGCCAACUACGAGCGAAGACCUGAUUGAUAACGAAGAUGACGAAAUUCUUAAAUUAAGUGGAGACGAGAAACCGCAAAUCGUGGUACUUAACGAAAGGAAGCACAUGACAGAAGAAGAAGUGCAAGAGUUCAUAGGUACUCAGAAAAAAACUAAGCUAACAGAUGACGAAUCCAGUCAGAACGAAGACCAUGGUUCGCAAGGCGGAAAAAUAAUAUUUCGUAAGCCUGAUAUAAAGAAAAUUAGUGCAAACAAUAAUAAACCAAAGGCUUUCUCUAAAGCUAAAUCGGACACUUCCAUAAAGGAUCUUAAUGAAGUAAUUCAUAGCCUUAAGCGGGAACGAGCGAGCAAAGACGAAACUGGUGCCGGCGAAAAAUCAACGAAAAAAACAAAGAGGAAAAAGAAAAUGAACAAUCUCUUGAGUUUUGAUAGUGAUAUCGUAUAA
Messenger RNA from Paraglomus occultum, 564 nucleotides. Lineage: Eukaryota; Fungi; Glomeromycota; Glomeromycetes; Paraglomerales; Paraglomeraceae. The record is from the annotation of a GenBank genome assembly.